Fimicolochytrium jonesii is the source of this 2104-nucleotide messenger RNA. RefSeq lists its product as uncharacterized. The coding region runs from base 130 to 1836 and encodes 568 amino acids. The record is from RefSeq and is a predicted model, not a curated record. The transcript has 5 exons. NCBI's taxonomy places the organism in Eukaryota, Fungi, Chytridiomycota, Chytridiomycetes, Spizellomycetales, Powellomycetaceae.
UUCUAAAUCGGUCCUGCACCUGACUUUUAUACCUGCAUGCCCGACUGACUUGCGAAUUCGCCCUUGGUUCUAUCGACGUUGUUUGGAGCAGCAUAGAGUCGAGGCUGGCUGUAAUUUGGGAUAGACACAAUGUGGAACUUCGGCGAUUACCUGAACGGGUUGGGGGCUCUUCUUAACUUCGUCUUUGAGACCGACCCACCAGUAGAAGCCCUCAAGCAGUUUCCUAUGAAACCUUGGUCGAACUACUUUGUGGAUAACGAUCUGGAGAGGAGGUUUCGAAGGGUGCAUUUCCAUCAGCAACUGACAACGAACUGCAUGACGUUCUGCGUCACACUGAUCAUCAGCGCCGGUACCUUUUUUACCCCGCCUGUUGAGAACUUUACUGCUAUAAACACUUAUUAUAUUGCGGCCGGCUGUAUGAGUCUUUCCACGCUGACCACGCUGGUGGUGAUGUUUAUCACCCUACGGUAUCAAUCCUUCGCAUGCCCCACCACAAUCUCAGUCAUGGUCAGCGUAUGCAGCUUCAGCCUGCUUUCGAAUGAGAACCUCGGUACCUUCUUGCUAUCGUUCAGCGUCACAUCGGAUAUGCCGGACCAAGCAAGUGAUUUCACUAAAGCGCAUACAACCGCGGAGAUUGUUGUCACUUGGGGUGUACUGAUGUGCAUCAAUUGUCUGUUCUUCCACAAGCUCAUCGCAAUUACUACCUAUUUCAUCAUCUGCCGUCUGGGCCUUCGAUGGAUCCUCCACAGCGAGGUGAUUUCAUCCGACAUCGAAGGCCUCCUCCAAAACGCGAUCUGCCUGACAUCCCUCUAUAUCCAAUACCGACGAGACAAGCGAGCACGGGCCAGCUUUGCCCUGUCCACCACCGCCGAGGACAGUUCAGAGGAUGACAAAGAAGCAGAGCAUCACUGGAUAACCUCCCCACUACGCUGGGUUGUCCUGUCCUUUAACCACGUAAUGCAUCAGACGUUCGAUAAUCCCGACGACGAACAAGGGUUUAGGAGAUACUUCGCGACGGUGGCUCAGAAGGAGAUGCGGCUCAUCUGCGUGGUCAUCGCUAUAUCGACCCUCGUCUCACAAUUGACGCAUCUGAUUAUGUACCCGGACAUCAUUCUAGGGCCAGCGGGUCUGAAGGGACUACCGGAAGCCGUCAGCCUUAUCCUGGCCUGCUGUAUAUGUUUCGCGAUAACGUUUAUGCCCGCAUUCGGGGCACAUCACCCCAGACGGCAACAAGUCGCUCUGACGAUACUCAACGCCGUCUGGCGGCUUUGUACAACCAGCAUGGUCCUCAUCACCGCCAAAGAAAGAGAAACGAGCCUACACGAGGGACCCCCGCGGAGAGCAGCGAUCGCAAACUCCGUGUAUAUUUCAAUGAUGCAACUCCUUUACAACUCCGCUGUCGCCAUCUUCAACGCAGAUUGCCUGCUCGCGCGGUACGGACUUGUCUGCGCGGGCAUCGAGCUGGCAUGUACGAUUGCUAUUUUCAUCUUGGAUCCCAACCAGGUUAACCGAUCAGGGUUGCUGCUGGAGCAUAUGAUUGUCGUCUGUGGGGCAGGGUUGGUCGUUGUCCCGCAGGCUGAGCGGACACGGCGGGAAUACUUUGCCGCCGUGUUUCUCAAACGGAGGUUGUUGACGGCGCCGAUGAAGGAGGCGGGCGACGAUGCUUGCUCGAAGACGACGUCCGGGGGAGGAAUGCUGGUGAAUGUGAGGCCCAUUAAGCGAACCGUUGAGAGCUUUGGGGACGCGAAAACGAGGAAAGAUGGGGACGUGGAGGAAAUGCCUUCGAGGAUAAAGGAUAGCAAGGAAUUUGGCACUGACAAAGAUGAGUUUGUUUGAGAAUACGUUUGUGAGGUCAUUGGGUACAUCGAUUGCUCGCAAGCGAUGCAUCACCUACUCAUACAAGAAUCACCGGCCGCGGGCCUGCCACCUGCGGCCGCGACGCAGAGUAUAGAGCUGUUAAUAUAUCGAUUGGUGGGACGGAAGGAUUUGCUGUGACAGCGGUGUAUUGAAUGAGAAUAGCUAAUAAAGAGCAUGGGCCACAUGGCGGUCAUAUCUACGUCCAUGAUUGUGAUGCUGAAAGGCGGAUCAAAAUAUUCAAAUGACA